Lotus japonicus is the source of this 1753-nucleotide messenger RNA. Its product is annotated as scopoletin glucosyltransferase-like. The record is from RefSeq and is a predicted model, not a curated record. Gene Ontology annotation, molecular function: UDP-glycosyltransferase activity. The transcript has a single exon. Bases 136 to 1596 code for a protein of 486 amino acids. NCBI's taxonomy places the organism in Eukaryota, Viridiplantae, Streptophyta, Magnoliopsida, Fabales, Fabaceae.
ACUUCACACUCUAGAGUCAGGCAAAUAGCUCACGGAAGUCUUCCCUUCCUGCAUUCACAAUUCAUUGCAUUUUAGGUUCCAGUUUGGGUUCAAAUUUCUGCAAAUUUGCUCACUUCCUGCAUUUUAGUGCGAAAAAUGGGAAGUGAAUGUUGUCAUGCUCUACACAUAUUCUUCUUCCCUUUCCCUGCUCCUGGUCAUAUAAUCCCAACUGUUGACAUGGCCAAAUUAUUUGCUUCAAAGGGUGUCAAAGCCACCAUAAUCACCACACCCCUCAACGCAAUUCUCAUCUCCAAAGCCAUAGAAAAAUCCAAAACUAGUAGCAACCUUAUUCAUAUCCAAACCAUAGGGUUCCCUUGUGAAGAUGCUGGUUUACCAAAAGGGUGUGAAAAUAUUGACUCACUCCCUUCACCAGAGUUUUUUCCAACCUUCUUUAUUGCUACUAAGAUGUUACAAGACCCCCUUGAGACACUUUUGCUUCAGCAACACCCAGAUUGUGUAAUUGCUGAUAUGUUUUUCCCAUGGGCAACUGAUUCUGCUGCCAAAUUUGGGAUUCCCAGGCUUGUGUUCCAUGGGACUAGUUUCAUUUCUCUGUGUGCAACUGAAUGUAUGAGACUCUACAAGCCUUGGAAGAAUGUUUCUUCUGAUACUGAAACCUUUGUGAUCCCUGAACUCCCUGGUGAGAUCAAAUUGACAAGGUUGCAACUGCCGCCUUUUCCGAUUAACGAUGAGAAACCAUCAGAAUUUGCUAGUUUGUUGGAAGAAGCAAAGGAAUCAGAAUUGAGGAGCUUUGGGGUGGUUGUUAACAGUUUUCAUGAGCUUGAAGAGGUAUAUGCAGAUCAUUACAGGAAGGUACUUGGGAGAAAAGCAUGGCACAUUGGUCCUCUUUCUCUAAUUUGUAAUAGGGACAUGGAAGAGAAAGCAAACAGAGGAAAGGAAGUGACUAUUGAUGAGCACGAGUGUUUAAAAUGGCUUGACACGAAGAAACCCAAUUCUGUUGUUUAUAUUUGCUUUGGAAGCAUGCUUAGCUUUUCCUCUUCUCAACUCAGAGAAAUUGCUGUGGGCCUCGACGCCUCGGGGAAGCAAUUUCUCUGGGUUGUGAGGAAAAGCAAAAGCGAACAAAAAGUGGGCGAGGAGUGGCUACCUGAAGACUUUGAAAAGAGAUUGGAAGGUAAGGGACUAAUUAUAAGAGGUUGGGCGCCUCAAGUGUUGAUUCUUGAACACGAAGCGAUUGGCGCGUUCGUGACUCAUUGUGGAUGGAAUUCGACAUUGGAAGGAGUGGCUGCCGGGGUGCCAAUGGUGACUUGGCCUAUUGCGGCGGAGCAAUUUUACAAUGAGAAGUUGGUAACUGAGGUGCUUAAAAUUGGGGUGCCUGUUGGAGCUAAGAAAUGGGGGAGGAUGGUGUUGGAAGGGGAUGGUGUUAAAAGCGAUGCGGUGGAGAAGGGUGUGAAGAGGAUAAUGGAAGGGGAAGAAGCAGAGGAAAUGAGGAACAGGGUGAAGGUGCUUUCACAGCAAGCUCAGUGGGCUGUGGAAGAAGGAGGGUCAUCUUACUCAGAUUUGAAUGCUUUGAUUGAGGAGUUGGGUAUGCUUAGACAGUAAUUGAAAUACCCCACCACAGCAGCACUAUGCAUAUGUAAUGUGAUGUGUGUUUCCUCCAAUUAUGUCUGCUUUGUUAUCUAGAUUUCAAUGAUUUGAGCUAAUUUCAAGGAUUCUAGAUUACAAUUUGCUUAAUGCACAAACAUAUCAUACUAUCCUA